AUGGAGAUCUCAGACCAGAAACAACUCCCCCAAAAGCUGGAUUUGGAGGAGAUAACUAGGAAAAUUUCAUUUCUUGACAAAUGGAGGGAAAUCUUUAGUUAUCACAGAUUGGGAACCAAUAAUACAACUUCUCAGAAUCCCGAAGGCAGCCAUGCAUCUGCUGAUGAAAGUAAAGAUGGGCCAGGAAUGCCUUGGCCCAAAGGACAUGGACUCUUGACAUCAAGCAGCCUUUGUUCUUUGCCCAACCCCUCCUCUAUCAUCUCUUCAAAAUCAGGCGGCAUUCCUAUCUCCCUAGCAAUGGCUAUGAGGCUGCGGCAGAGCCUCUUUGGAAAUGCAGUCCAUACCUUCAGCUGUGACUGGGAAGAUGCCUGUUUCAGGUUCCACAAUCCUUUUUCUGACCUGGCUUUUGCUUUGGAAGUGGGAAAGGGAGGUGCCCGAAGCAUUCAGAUGGCCGUACAAGGAUCCAUCAUCAAAUACUUGUUGUUUACAAGGAAAGGGAAAGACUGUAACUUCCACAGUUUAUGUGCAAUGAGCAAGCAAGAGCAGAAGCAAGCCUUGGCUGUGGCUCUGGCUAGUAUCCUGUGGGCUGCAGGAGAAGCUCAGAAGGCCACCCUCUGUCUUGUCACUGAGGACAUCUACGUCACCUCGACUCCUGACUACUCUGCAGACAAUUUCACUGAGCGGCUCCAGCUGUUUGAAGUUUUAGACAAAGAAGCCACUGAGAAAUUCAUCUAUGAUCAUUUACAAUGUUUCAGUGGAGAAGGGAGCCGUGGGGUCAUCCUGUUUCUUUACAGCCUGGUCUUCUCUAGAACUUUUGAAAGGCUUCAGAAGGACCUAGACGUCUCCACUGUUCACCUGUUACAACCAAGUGUUGGAGGCUUCCUAUGCAGGCAGGCAGUUCUGAACAUGAUUUUAACUGGAAGAGCAAGUCCACAUGUCUUUAAUGGCUGUCAAAAUGGAAAGUCUCAAGAAAUACUACAUGGAGUCCUGACCCGCAGUGACGUUGGCUAUUUGCGAUGGGGCAAGGACACCUCAGAGGAUGACAGGCUUUCCCAGGUGGGCAGCAGGCUGAAGAGUCCCAAAUUACCGAUUUGGCUGUGCGACAUCAAUGGAAAUUGCAGUGUCCUUUUCAGCACAAACAGGCAGCUCUUAUCAGACUGGAAAAUGGAGCGGCUCUUUGAUCUGUACUUUUACAGUGGGCAGCCCUCACAGAAAAAGCCUGCCCGUCUUACCGUAGAUACUCACUCCCAUCCCUGGGAAAGGGACCAAGGUGAGAAUGAACAUGGACCAGGAAGACGGUUUUCUCCAGUGGAGAUGGCAAUCAGAACCAAAUGGAGAGAGGCCACCAUCAACUGGAAAGGAGCUGUUCCCUUUUUCUAA
This is a messenger RNA of Phyllostomus hastatus (greater spear-nosed bat), 1380 nucleotides long. RefSeq names its product MINDY family member 4B (gene MINDY4B). The transcript has 12 exons. The coding region runs from base 1 to 1380 and encodes 459 amino acids. Gene Ontology annotation, biological process: protein K48-linked deubiquitination. The record is from RefSeq and is a predicted model, not a curated record. Gene Ontology annotation, molecular function: K48-linked deubiquitinase activity; cysteine-type deubiquitinase activity. Lineage: Eukaryota; Metazoa; Chordata; Mammalia; Chiroptera; Phyllostomidae.